This is a messenger RNA of Aspergillus vadensis CBS 113365, 2329 nucleotides long. RefSeq lists its product as uncharacterized. The transcript is spliced from 6 exons. NCBI's taxonomy places the organism in Eukaryota, Fungi, Ascomycota, Eurotiomycetes, Eurotiales, Aspergillaceae. The coding region runs from base 139 to 2133 and encodes 664 amino acids. The record is from RefSeq and is a predicted model, not a curated record.
CGGCAAUAACCCUGUAUAUAAGAGAUAGAAAAUCCAGCUAUAGUCGGGUUGGGAUCCUACAUGGUGAGCAUUGUUUUUUACCUAGGCCCGGAGUCUAUGACGUGAUCGAGCAACAAGACGCCAAUUGCCCCUAAGAAAAUGACCACCGCUAGUUCACGAUUCGACGCAGAGUCCUGGUCUGGUAGACCACUAAAUGUCGUUUACGCUGGAGUUACGGAGCUUAUCUGCGAUAACUCCGGCGGAAGAGUUGCAAUUGCCGUUCGAAAUCUGACAGAUCUGGUCGACUUCCUUGUGUGUACUUGGCACGCUCCCCGUCCCAAUGUAUCGGACUAUGCGACCGGCGCGAUAGUCGCAGAGCUGAAAAGGUAUAGAGAAAAGCACGCAGAGAAAAUAGUCAGCGCUGCUCUCCAUCAGUCUCUUGUUUCCAGGUGUCCAUCUCUAUGCUCGCGACUGUGGAGCGAGCUCGACAUUGUGCCCUUGGUACUCGAACAUAAGGAUAGGGAAAAACGCCACGAUGACCAGGGCGAGCUGGCGACCUUUUCCGGAUGGCAUAAGAAGGAACUCGACGAGCAGGCAGAUUCAAUGGUGCGGAAGUGCAUACAGUCCUUCGGCAUUGGCCAUGUACUGCAUAAUAAUAUCAAUUUCGAUGGCUCAGUGGACGUCGACAGAGGCUAUCAUGCGCAUCUGGCUAGGGCAGAAGACUACGAGAAGACGGUCGAUCCUGCAACAUGGUCUCUGGCUCAACAUUUCGCCCAAGAUCUGAGAGUAAGGGAGGUGAAGGUCGCUUUCUUCAGUAUGACGUACCAGGGCAGACCUGAUGUUCCUACCCGACAUGCUCUCUCCAGGUUCACCAAGAGUCUCGGGGCUCCACUGAAAUGGUUUGUCUCGAAGCCACAGCCAGGGAUGAUUCCUCUCGUCCGGAAGAUGCAAGACACCCUGGAGGGACUGGGUGAUCCACUGUCGGAUAUCACUGUCAACGAUGAGCUAUUGAUGCUCGACUUUGCGUACGCUAACGCCAGGAAGUACUGGCUGUGCGAGAACGGGCCCCUUCGGCCUCGCGCAGAGGGAGGUGUCGACGUAGUAAUCAUUGACAGUGCGCCACUUUUAACAUUGGCUCUACUGUCUAAGCAGCAAGACCCCAAGCGGCCUGUCAUUUUUGAGAGUAGCCUCCAGCCCCAGGGCGACUCGCUUAACGAUCCUAAUAGUCCGCAAUCUCGAGCAUGGGACUUUAUCCGAGCCAGGCUAACUCACGUGGAUCUGGUGGUGUCGCUCCUCCCGAAGGAACUUGCGCCGCGUAUUAUGCCCGAGGAAAAUGUCGGCUACAUGUCAUUUACCAUUGACCAACUCGAUGGUCAGAAUAAGCUUCUGACUGGAUGGGACGUUGGCUUCUAUGGCCGUGAGUUCAGCGCCCUUUGUAGGUCCCUGCAGAUGUCUAUUAUACACUAUCCAAAGGAGCACUAUAUCCUCCAUCUAUCUCAAUUCAGGCCUGGCGACGGUACUUCCUGCCUUCUUCACUCUUAUCAGAAGUUUUGCGACACCUAUGUUAGAGAGCAUCCGGGACAGCAAGUUCCGAAGUUACUAAUUUGUCAUCCUCGACCGUUCCGAACUCCGAAAAGCUCCUUUUUCUACGAUGUGGCCAUGUCACAAAUCGACAGUAGUGAGAGCCUAUCUGCGUCCGUUUGUAUCAUCCCUAUUGGAGCCGUGGAUCAAAUGUGGAACGCCGUGCUCACGAACGCAAGAGCGCUUGUACAGCUGUCCACAUUGCAUGGGAUCCCUGAAGUGCUCCUCGGAGCCAUCCAAAAGGGAACGCCAGUGAUUAGUACCCGGGGUGCCGAGUUAUUUCCCUUUGUGCACGAAUCAGAAAAUGCUAUACUGGUCGACAAGGGGGAUAAGGACGGGAUAGCUCGGCAUUUUUAUCGUAUUUUCAGUGACGAGAAAUUUUCCCAGCGCAAGGCAGCGCCUGCGUUGAAGAGACUUCCCGAUGAGCACACCACUGUCGGGAAUGCAGUCAGCUGGUUGUAUCUGGCAUCGAAGCUGUCUCGGGGCGACAAGUUUGAGCCUCGGGGUAGAGGAAUUUUUAAGCUGGCCCGAGAGGAGGCGGGGGAUAAUGGGUAUGAUUGGCAUGCUGUAUAGUUGUCAGUGGUCUGACGAGAAACAUCUGUAUAAUGUUCACUUAAGUGGGAAUUUCCUCUAGUAACCUUUGUCGCAUGCACCCUCUAUACUAGUCGGAGAGUAUAUCCGAAGCGGGCCAGUUCGAACCUGCCAAUCUGGGAGGUUCUGUCAGGAGUCCCACUUGACUGGCACACGAAGACUGCUAAUCGCGCAGCUG